ACCAAAUCCCACACCGCGUCUUCUCUUCUUCUCUCACAUCUCCCCAAUUUCCCCUUUUCUCCACGGUCCACACACAUAUAUAAAUACACACACUGGCUUUCUCUUUCUCAUCCUACCAUUUCCAACUCAUUGUAUUGAUUGAUUUGAUCUUUCUCAUAUUCUCUCACGCACACACGAUGCAGGAAGCGAUUCCCUACAGGACGACAUUCCAUCACUCUCUGAUCACCCACAGUCCCUCCCCUGCUUCCCCCAGGCGCGACGGAAUGGUGGCUAAGAUGGUCGCCGACAACGCCGUGAUUGUCGUCGGGAGGAGUGGCUGCUGCAUGUGCCACGUCGUCAAACGGCUUCUCCUGGGGCUGGGCGUGAACCCUGCGGUUUAUGAUGUGGAGGAGAAGGAUGAGGUGGGUGUUCGUACAGAACUCGAGGCAUUGAUUCAUGGGAGGGAUAAAGAUGAGAAGGUGCUUCAUUUUCCGGCGGUGUUCAUAGGGGGAAAAUUGUUCGGGGGGUUGGAUCGUCUCAUGGCCACCCAUAUUUCCGGUGAUUUGAUUCCCAUUCUGAAAAAAGCUGGCGCCUUGUGGCUCUGAUACCUUUAUUUGUCAAGCAGGUUAACGCUCGUCUCCCCGCCCCCUCUCUGUUUCGGAAAUUGUAAAGAACGGGAAGAAAAAGCAAAAAAGAAAAAUGAUUAAUUUCCUGUAUUAAAGAAAUGGGCAGUAGCACCGAAUAUUAUGAUAUGACAGGCAAGAGAUGGAAUGUUUUUACUCCGUGA
Molecule: messenger RNA, 766 nt
Organism: Neltuma alba
Lineage: Eukaryota; Viridiplantae; Streptophyta; Magnoliopsida; Fabales; Fabaceae
Product: glutaredoxin-C9-like
Exons: 1
Coding region: 177-584 (135 amino acids)
Source: RefSeq, a predicted model, not a curated record